Adineta ricciae is the source of this 1212-nucleotide messenger RNA. Lineage: Eukaryota; Metazoa; Rotifera; Eurotatoria; Adinetida; Adinetidae. The record is from the annotation of a GenBank genome assembly.
AUGACUGAAAAAAAAACUCGUUCCGUUCUUGACUUUUCAAAAAUCAAGAUCGAUAACCUUCAAUAUGUUCCACCGCCUGGAUCACAAGUUGGCCGAAGCAUAUCAGAAUCACAAGUAUCAGAUGAAUUAUCAAGAGAACAAGCUGAAGUUAAUGAAUGCAAAGGAAAAACCGAUGUGAUCAGGGUGGAUGGUCAUGAAUUAAAUGAUCAAUCCACACUUUCACGAGGUUCACAUCAAGAGUUCAUCGAAGAAGGAUUACAAGAGUUUCAAAAAUUUACAGGCACUGGUGAUGCUGAACAAUGGUUAACAGGGUUGUUACAAAAAUUCGAGUUAUUGGGAGUGGAAAUGGCAGAACGCAUCAAAUGGGUAGGUAAUGUGUUCACAGGUGAGGCCAUCAUUUGGUAUAUACAACACGAUGAACAAAUGCCAACCUUUUUGUCAUUUAUGAGACUAUUCUUACAACAUUUUCAGGCAAACAAGGAUGAUAAUAAAGUUACGUUGCACAACCAUGUUUUACAACAGCAACAAGUCCAGAUGGUGAACGAUAAGCAAGAAUGUAUUUUUGGCUCAUUACGAAACCAAUUAUUAUUAGGUCACAUCGAAAAAUUACCAAAAUUUACAGGAAGGUCAAAACAAAAUGUUUCGAAGUGGUUACGCGAGGUUAAUCAAACAAUGCACCUGUUGAAAUUGUCCGACACCGAGAAAUUAUUUUACAUUCCGUCUUGUUUGGAAUCGGAUGCUAAAGAUUGGUUUUUUGACAAUCAUCAUACAAUAUCGUCAUGGUCGUUAUUUGUACGCAAACUACUUGACACUUUUGAAUCUUCUGGCAAAGCGGAUAUCGCGUUUAAUCGUCUACGACAAUAUCAACAAGGAUUAAAUCAAGACGUGCGACAAUAUUACUUUGAAAUCAUGAAGUUGUAAGCUUUUCUGGAAUAUGCACAGAAGAUUGAAGAAUUGAAAUCACUUGAUGAUCAAGAAGCUGACGAAACACCGUCGCAGAGAGCAACUGAAAGUUCCAUGCCAGCACGACAAUCAAAGCAACCAGCAGAUUAUUUCAACAGUACGCAAAAUAGCAACCACGGAACAAAAACCUCAAACUAUCUGUCAACACAAAAGUACAACAACAAUCGUACACCGAAGCCACCAUAUCGAUGUUAUAGAUGUGAUGGAACUGAUCAUUUUAUUAGUCAGUGUCCACAUUUCCAACAGUAG